CCUUUAUUACCAUCAAUCAAAAAACGUGAAUUGUUGGCUUAAGUUAUUUAUAUUUAUAUUUUUGUGGUUUGAGACGCAAAUAAAAUGGCUUCUAAAAUAAUUAGAAUUUUUGAACGAUUGGAAAGCCCCCAAUACCCUCUCCUGGGCCCAAAUUUACAAGGACUUUAUUGGUUCGGUCUCUGGCAAUGUGGGAAUAGGAUCCGUGACGGUUUAUUUAAUAUUUUGCAUUUAGCCUCUGUUCUCUUCGUUCUGUCUGAAUUCGUAGAACUAUUUGCUAUGGAGAUCGAUCUUAUGAAAAUUCUCUUUAACGUUUCUGUAACCGCAUUAAGUUUGGUAACAGUAUGCAAAACCGUCUUGUUCAUUUAUUAUCUUCCGCAUUGGAAGAAUCUAGUAAAUAGCAUAUCAAAAUUAGAACAAGAACAAUUAAAAAGCAAAAAUUUCAAAUUAGUUGCAAUAAUUAAAAGAUAUACAUUGUAUUCUAGAGUAAUAACCUAUUCAUUUUGGUCAGUGAUUUGUAUAACUAGCCUCUUGACUGUUACGGCACCGUUUUUAAAAUAUAUUACUUCGCCAAGCUACAGACAAAGCAUUCAAAAUGGCACCGAGCUCUAUCCCCAGAUUUUGAGUUCUUGGUUUCCAUUUGAUAAGACUAAAAUGCCCGGUUACCUAAUAGCUGUUUCUAUUCAUAUUAUCAUGACUACCCAAGGAGCUGCUAUUGUAGCCGUUUAUGACUCGACCGCAGUCGCUAUAAUGUCAUUUUUAAAAGGACAACAGAUUUUAUUGCGAUAUAAAUGUGAAAGAAUUUUUGGUUUAAAUGAGGUGAUACCAACAGAAAAAGUUUUAGCUAAUAUUGAAGAAUGUCAUCGUUUGCAUUGCUUUCUACUGGAGCAACACCAUAGAUUCAACUCAAUUACAUCACCUGUUAUGAUCCUUUAUGUUUUGGUAUGUUCUGUUAUGAUGUGUUGUAGUGUUGUGCAGUUAAGUCUGGGUCAUUUAAGCACGUCUGAAAAGUUAUGGGUUAUAGAAUUUACAACAGCAUUGAUUACGCAGCUCUUUUUGUAUUGUUGGCAUAGUAAUGAAAUUACGUAUGAGAGUAAUUUAGUAGACCGUGGGGUAUACGCUAGUAAUUGGUGGAGAGGUGAUGUUAAAGUUAAGAGACAAAUCUUGAUUCUAGCUGGAAAGUUAGCCCCCUCAUUAAUACUCAAGGCCGGACCAGUCACGACACUUUCUAUGGCUACAUUUAUAAGCAUCCUGAAGGGUUCAUAUAGCUUCUACACUCUAGUAACACAGAUGCAGGAAAAUCAAAUAUAGCCACGAACCAGGAAGAUUAUUACUCGGUCAUUAUUUUAAGUUAUUAAAUAAUAUUUCAAUAAAAUUUUCGAUUUUCAAAAUA
Molecule: messenger RNA, 1390 nt
Organism: Danaus plexippus (monarch butterfly)
Lineage: Eukaryota; Metazoa; Arthropoda; Insecta; Lepidoptera; Nymphalidae
Product: odorant receptor 82a-like
Exons: 5
Coding region: 85-1308 (407 amino acids)
Biological process (GO): sensory perception of smell; detection of chemical stimulus involved in sensory perception of smell
Cellular component (GO): plasma membrane
Molecular function (GO): odorant binding; olfactory receptor activity
Source: RefSeq, a predicted model, not a curated record